CCUGUCUAUGUCUAUGGAGCGGUUUGUCUCCCACCCAUCCACAUCCCCACCAGCGAACGGUCCACAGCAGCAGACGUCUAUCACUUGGGAAGGUGCCGCGGAGGACUGACGGGAUCAUAACAUCGCGCGCGCGCAGCAGCGGAGGCUCAAACAGGAUGGCCGCCUCAACGCGUAUCUUCUGCAGUGUGGUUUUCAUCAUGGGCUUGCUCUCCUUGCCCGCGGAUUCCAAGAGAAACCGAGGCUCGCAAGGCGCCAUCCCUCAUCCUGACAAAAGCAACCCCAACGAAUCUGAGCAGCAACCGCAGACUCCGCCGGCGGGCCCCCGGUCCCGGCGGAGGCAGAGCUCGUCCUCGCCGGCCGACGAGGUGCUGGAGUCCAGCCAGGAAGCUUUACACGUGACGGAGCGCCAGUAUUUGAAACGGGACUGGUGCAAGACGCAGACGCUGAAGCAGACCAUCCACGAGGAGGGCUGCGUCAGCCGCACCAUCCUCAACCGCUUCUGCUACGGACAGUGCAACUCCUUCUACAUCCCCCGGCACAUCCGCAGGGAGGAGGGGGCCUUCCAGUCCUGCUCGUUUUGCAAGCCGAAGCGUUUUACCACCAUGACUUACACGUUGAACUGCCCGGAUCAGCAGCCACCCACCAAGAAGAAACGCAUCCAGCGCGUCAAACAGUGCCGUUGCAUAUCCAUAGACCUGGACUAAAGAUGUGUGUGUGUGUGUGUGCGCGCGCGUUGUUCUGAUUCAUAGCAGACAGGAUUGCCACACAGACAACAAUGCCCGUCGCCCAUCUCGAAGGCGUCUUCCACGUCGGCCACAACGACUCUGUUCUUGCGCAAUGCGAACAAACAAUUGAGUGGCAUUUGUAAACCAACGAUGACAUGCAAAAGAAACGUUUUUGCUUCUCACCAUUUUAACCCAAGUUUGAAAACGAGCACCACUGCACGGGACCGCGGGCUUGGAAUGGGCACGUUUUUACGCACGGCUUCGUCACCCCCGGGAGGACUGCAUAACUCCGCCUUAUUUAAUACACCAAGACGCUUAUUGGGACAGGAAAACGUUAGUCACUACGUUGUAUUUUUGUGUGCCUGUGAUUGUUUGACUGGUCGUUUCCACUGUGUGGACUGUGAGGGAUAAGCGGCGGUAUUGUAAAUUAAAAAAUGUGAUUUUAUUUCGAUGUUUCAAGAUUUUCACGGUUAAUUGAUUUCCGUGAAUUUCGCGUAGUUUUAUUUUUUUGUAAGUUGGAUGCCUACGAAUUUGUAGAGGCUUUUUCUUUUCAUUAAAACUGACAAUGUACAGUGAUUAAAUAUAGUGGUUAAAUGUACAGCCAUCUCUGAUGUAACUGGUUUGUUUUUUUCUCCCUUAGAUUAAAUUAUCCCCGAAAACAUCAAAUAAACGGAUGUAGAAAUAUUGUGCAUCUUGUCUGACUGUACAUCUUACUGGAAAGUUAACAAAAUGUUUAAUUAUGCUCAUCCUUCUGCAUGGAUGUUUUAGGAGAGAAUUAUUCACCAUGUGUUUGAAUAUAGAUUUGGAUGAACUAGAAGGGCAACCUUCGUUCGCUCGCCUCGUAAUGCAUUUUGAAAUUACUGCCAAAACUCAUAAAUUCCCAGUAACUGGAAUUUUAGAGCUACAACAAAUAAGGCUAAAACACUGAAAUGUCCAUCUCGUUCUUAAAAUAAAGUUCCAGUCAUUUGCCAAAUUCCUUGUGUAAAUAUUACAAGUCUUCCAGGAACAAGAGGAUGACUUCAUGACUUCACUCUGACCCAAUAAGGCUGAUUUAUAAGUAAUCAAACCCGUUUAAUAUUUAUACCAUUUACUUGGUGCACUGCCACGCUUGAAGGCCGGCCUAAUGGAAGCCUUUUACCCAAGAACAUUUAGAGAUAUUCUUUCUAAUUUGUUCCACAUCCAGUAGUUUAUUCUUGAAAUUUAAAACAAUUCCGUAAAAUGACAAAGCACCUAUCUGAGCUACUGAAGGUCACGUGAAGCGACAAAGGCUA
Pungitius pungitius (ninespine stickleback) is the source of this 1996-nucleotide messenger RNA. RefSeq names its product gremlin 1b (gene grem1b). NCBI's taxonomy places the organism in Eukaryota, Metazoa, Chordata, Actinopteri, Perciformes, Gasterosteidae. The transcript has 2 exons. Gene Ontology annotation, molecular function: BMP binding; receptor ligand activity. The record is from RefSeq and is a predicted model, not a curated record. Gene Ontology annotation, biological process: animal organ morphogenesis. The coding region runs from base 156 to 704 and encodes 182 amino acids.